Messenger RNA from Pogona vitticeps (central bearded dragon), 891 nucleotides. NCBI's taxonomy places the organism in Eukaryota, Metazoa, Chordata, Lepidosauria, Squamata, Agamidae. The record is from RefSeq and is a predicted model, not a curated record.
UCAGUGUUGUAUGUCACAUGAAGUUUUCACUCUUCUGAUUUAUACUUGUCUGGAAUGUAUAUGUAACUGGUUCAGAUCACUGAUGAUAUCCAAUGUUUGUUUAUUCAGGACAUUAGUAGAUAAGUCCUGGCAAUGAGCCAGGCCUCAUUUUGCUUAAUCAUUCUGCUUACUGUGAGAAAUGUUACAGUCGGAGUACACCACAAAACAACACAAGAGUAUUGCUGCUAGCUUCAACUUGCACUUUUAUCUGUCUUUUGUGAGAGACGGGUAAGGUUCUUGAAAAAAAAUACAAAAUCUGGACUGCCUCUGUGAUUCCAGCACUUUCACAAGACGCCUUAACCUUCAAAACACAGAACAGGAGACGAGGCUUUCCCUGAGAUUUACAAACCAAGGUGAAAACAAGGAGAAGGUGCAAGGUACCCUACUAGUUCCUUAUCAAUCUCACCAACAUCAUUUAGCUCAGCCUGAGGUGUAGGCCUUGAUGCUCAUUGCGGAAUCAAAAUGUGGAUGUUGAACUGGAAGGCUCUGGAAAAUUUUCCACUGUUGUUGUAUAUUCUGGCUGCCAAAACAUUAAUUCUUUGCUUAGCUUUUGCUGGAGCAAAAGCCUAUCAGAGGAAAAGGCUUGAAGAAAAAAUGAAAAGAGAACAAGAAGAAAGACUGAAAAGAGAAGGCAAAAAAGAAAACUGAGGAUUUUUGAGAGAUUGUUCAGCAUUUCCCAGUUCACAUGGAUUCCUUUCCUGGGAGAGUUGAAGACUUCACUGAAACGGAAUGCUAUGCCAGAGAAUGAGUUUCCCAAGAGGGGACAUUUAUUUAAACCAACAAUGUAUCAUUUUAAAAAACAUAUAAGAAUAUUUUGUCAGCUAUUUAUACAAUAAAAAAUUCCUUUUAUAA